AAAAGAAUUACUUGAACCCAGAGGAACUGAUGAGAUCACCAGGGGAAAAGGUACAGAAAUAGAAGAGAAGAGGGCCCAGGGCAGAGCCCUAGGGGACAGAACGCGGAUGGUGAUCCAGCAAAGGAGCCGGAGAAGUAUAGAUUGGACAAGUAAGGAGGAGAAUCAAGAGGGAUCAUUGUCAAAAACACCCCAGGUGGAGGAGGAUGCGUGGAGAGAAACGAAAUGCAUUUCUCAGUAACACUCAGAAAACUGCCCAUGGCCAACAUCAUAACUCUCAUGAAUUAGGCAAGAACCAGAUAUCUUCAGGCAACCUGGAAAACACUUCAUGGACUCAGGAGGAGGAAAUGGCUGGUCUGUCUUCUCAAAAGGACAGUCCCACGAUGGACGACCUAGAAGAAAGUUUACAGAAGCUGAAGGUCCAAGUGUGCCCACGCUUGGCCCCCAGCUCGAGUCCUGACUCUGAUACGGAAGAUAUCUUUGGUUCAGAUGCUGCUGAUCUCUGGAGUCCUGGACAGUCCCGGUGGUCUGAGGUUUCAUGUACCCCACCUCCUGCGGAGGAGAGGGAAGCCCUGCUGCAGGCACCCAUGGACUGGGGACGGUUUCUGAGUUCCCAGGGCUCAGCCAGGCUGUUGGGAAACAGCUCCCACCUCAGGGCUGGGGGCCUUUCAGUGAGGUCCCUAGCUCCAGGCAACCACAGAGCUCACCUCCUGGGAAGUGAGGUGUCCACCAGUAGCUGCCUGCCAUCUGUGGCCUUGGUGAUGGAUGGAUCCCUUGCACGGUCCUCCCCCCCUAAACUAGGGGCACCUCACGUGAUCGGUGUGAAGUCUCUGCUACCUCCCAGGAUCCCAGUGAGGUCCUGUUCUCCCCAGAGGAGCAGCAGCUCUCCUGGGGUUCCCAGGGGCAGGUCUCUUUCUCUCACCCGAUCCCAUUCUUUCUCCCCUGCUUCCAAAAGGAUUCGAUGGGUCCGAUCUCGCUCCCAGUCUCCCAGGCCCAUCUGGAGACCCACCUCAGCCAGAGCCAAUGCUUGUGCUCAGCCCCCUCCUCAGCUCAUCCGGCCUGGGGGGGCCAGAAAGAAAACGGCUCUGAGCCGACCAUCACGGUCCCGAACUUAUAAGACAGGGCCCUGGGCUGCCCGCCGGGCCUGUGUACCCCCUGAAACCAGGGAGGAAGAAGCUCUGGACCACUCCUGGAGCCCUUACUGCCUGCCUGUGCCUGGAAUCUCCUCCCCCCUGGCUCAGGAGAUGAGCAAAAGGUUCUUCCAGGCCCUCAAAGAAGGGAAUGUGUGUCAGUCUCUGGGGACCAUGGCUCCCAUCCAGAAAGCCUUGACCCGACUGCGUUUGCAGCGCCUUCGUGCCCAGGAAGACUGGGUAUUGGAGCUGAAGAGGCAGCAAGAACUGGAACGGACCCGAGGCCCCAAGUGCAAGUGGUACGAGAUGAAAAGCUCCCAGUUCCACUAUGAAGCUCACAAACAUAACGAGUGGUUGAAGAACAGCCGGGACUCACCGCUCCUCUGUAACUACAGACAGGAACUGGCUUCCCAGACCCAGGAAUUUGAUGAGCCCUCCAAGCCUCCCCAUCUGGAUCCCUUUUUAACACGGAAGGAUCAUGAGUAAUGGGAUUGGAAGGCUGAUGAAGCCAUGGGCUGAAGCCUUAGAAUUCCCCAAGGUGAUCUGGCCUUGUGGAAUGAAUGGAAAGCGAGGGGUCCGCUGUCUUCCAGAAUGAAGACCCCCCCCAAACCCCAAAGGGGCCUUCCUCCAAAGGAGGGAGAGAAAGAGAAAGCUCUGCUUACUGAAUGGACUGAGACUGGAAGGUCCAAUCUCGGAAUAGAGAAACGUGAAGCCAAGAGAUGUGGGCUUCUCAUCCCUGCUGCUAAAACCAAGCACAAAAGGGUUGGCUUCUUCUGGAGAGCUGUUCAUCCAUUCCUCCACUCUCUCAAAGGGCACUUAUUAAAUACCUACCAUCACCAACUGCCAAGCAAGAUACAAGGCUUAGCUAAGACAGCCCUUGUUCUCAUUCGGUUCAGUAAAACACCAAGUGCAGCUCUCUCCGUGACAUGCAGGGAACUCACAGCCUCUUCAAGGUGAGAAGAUGGAACCGAGAGAACUAGAAUACAGUAUUAUAAGAUGAGUGCCCCAGACAGCUGCCGAGUGUCAUGUGGAGGCCAAGGAAGAAGGUUGUGCCACUUGGGGCCUGGUGGGGUUGGGGGCUGGGAUCCCUGGACAAGGCGGUGGAAUUGGACCUUGAAGAAUGAGUAAAUAUUCAGCAAGCAAAGCGGGGAGGAAGAAAGACAAGAGGCACUGGGGUUGGGUUGGCCAUAUUGCAAACGUAACUAAAUAAAAAAUUCUGAUCGAUAGUGUACCCAGCGCCUGCCGGUGCUUUGGGAUUUAUAAAAGUGUGUGUGUUGUCUAACUGUCUGGGGGAAGAGUCCGAAGCAAACAUUUAAACCCCUCGAUUAUGCUUGUUACUUAAAUGUUUGGUUGGGUCGAAAGCUAGGUAUCUGGGGUAAG
Molecule: messenger RNA, 2507 nt
Organism: Dromiciops gliroides (monito del monte)
Lineage: Eukaryota; Metazoa; Chordata; Mammalia; Microbiotheria; Microbiotheriidae
Exons: 5
Coding region: 204-1613 (469 amino acids)
Source: RefSeq, a predicted model, not a curated record